Molecule: messenger RNA, 750 nt
Organism: Angiostrongylus costaricensis
Lineage: Eukaryota; Metazoa; Nematoda; Chromadorea; Rhabditida; Metastrongylidae
Source: the annotation of a GenBank genome assembly
AUGGCAUGAGCCGCUAGGAAUACAAAGACCACUACUAAGAAGGAUACUGUAGGAGUUCUGGUCGAAGGAACUGGUAGUGAAGCUGUGGAGAGAAUUGCUCGACGAAAGCCGGUGACGGAGUUUCGCCCUUUGAAGAGCACUGAUCAGUGCAAAACAAGUGCAUAUUCUAUAGAGAAGAUGAAAACAGGACAGUACAACUCGUCCCGUCCAAAUUGUACUGCGUUUGUAGCUGUCGCCGGCAAUCUACGCAAAUACAACACGUCACUGAUAUCAUUCGGUCAUCAACAAUCAACGGCCAUAAAGUUCCCGUACCGUAAUCAAUUAUCGUUAGUACUGACUUGCCAAUACCUUGCUCUGUUCAGCGUUGCUUCGGAGUCGAACUUCGGAGUAGGAGUUAGUGAUAAGGGUGGAGAGUUUGUAGUAAUUCCUCGCCAGUUAGAUGCCGAUAUAACGGAAGAACAUCUUGAAGACGCAUCUCUUUAUCGCGCAUCUACUGAAAAGGAAUUCAGAAAUCAAAAUCGAAAACUGAACAACGAAUGGGUUGAAAUGGCAAGCGCAGCUGGUUUGAAACCAGCAGACAUUUCGCAUCUUGAGAUCGAAGUGCCGACUUGUCCCGUCUUACACUUACUUAUCAAGACCCAUAAGUUAAUAUCCGCCAAUGAGUUGGCGUCUGCCGACCCGUCCACCUUUAAAGUUAGACCCAACUUCAGUUGUGUAGACGGCCUACGGAUAGAAUUGCUUGGUUUAUAA